UGUUCAUGUUUAAGGAUUUUGUUUUCCUCUCCUCUUAAAAUCGGAUGCUAUGGCUUGUUUUUAUUUUAAAUGGGAUGAGACAAAUGGUUUUAGCUGAACGGUUGUGGAGAAAAGAAAAAGUUGUGGGUUGAGAACAUCAUUUGGAAUUUUGUUGGAGAAGAUUAAUUCCAGAAUGGAUUUUAUUCUGGAUGAUAAAUGUUUCUAAUUGGAUCAUAGUACUGUAAAGCUGGGGAAUAUUAUGAAAAUGAAUGUGUAUUGGAAUUGAACCCAAUAAAUGGAAAUAAAGUAGGGACAGAAGAAUCUUAAAAAUGUGUUUGUUAUUGGCAUAUAGGCAAGUGUCUUUGUGGCGGAGAAAUUGUAUAAUGAGCCAUUUAAUUAGAAAUUUGGGGAAGAAAAAGAGAUGAGAACCUUUAACUUUUGUACGCUUAGUGGUGUUGCUGAAUGAGGAUAAGUCCUUCGUAAUAUACUUAGGCAGCUUAGAAAGUAAUAUACACCAGAAGAAAUGGUGCUUGGAUUACAUAAUUUCUGAAGUUUGAACAUUGAGACAGAGAAUACACACUUUUGAUGUCAUAGAACUACAGGGGGAAUCUUUCUGGGUGUAUUAUCUUCUUUUUCUUUAUGGGUGUAUUAGGGUUGGGAAUUUCUUUUUCCUAACAGAAGAUAAGGAGCUUUUUACAAUUCAAUGAACACUUAUAAUUUGUAUUUAAUAUACUAAAAUCUCCUUGCAUCACCCUUCUGAUUAUUUUCCUUUAAGUCUUGACACUUUCAUACUGAAUUUAGUGGGUUUGGUGAUAUGCAAUAAGAAUGUUCAUGCACUUUGCAUAGCCAUGACUAAUUCAGAGCAAGAUGUGGAAAACAAUACAGCACCUUCUUUAAUAAAUCAGCUUGGAAGAGCAUUACAUGAAUUGGAAGCCCUCGAGGAUGCUUCUGAGGACAGGGUUCAGUGGAUGGAAAUUGAAGAACACUUUCGCAACCUUGAUACAACAUUGAAGAGGAAAUUUGAAGAGUUAGAAGCUAGAGAGAAGGAAUACAUGCAGAAAGAAGCUGAAACUCUUGCAUUACUUGCAGAAAGAGAGGCAGUGGUCGUUGCUAAAGAGCAAGACUUCCUGGAUCGAGUGCAGGAACUAAAGGAUGCUGCUGCUGCUGUCAUCGCAGAGGCCCGAGCUAAUCAUCAGCCGUCUAUGUUGGAGGCCACUGAUGGUGCCGACAACAAGGAAAGCAAGGUAAGCAGCUCUCUUGGUGACACAAAUUCCCUUGAGGAGGACUCUCCUCCUAAAAUGGGUGAAAAUGCUGAAAGCGCGGCUGUUGAGAUUAAGUCACGUCCAGAGCUGACGCAAUUUUGCGAGCAGAUGGAUGCAAGAGGGUUACUGACUUUUACUAUGGAGAAUCAAAAAAAUCUAUAUGCCAUACGUGAGGAACUUUCUGUUGCACUAGAAAGUGCAAAUGAACCAGCCCGUUUGGUGCUGGAUUCACUAGAGGGAUUUUAUCCUCCUGUUGAAAAUACCCAACUAAUGGAUAAAAAGGAUGCUGCCCUUCAGGGCAUGCGCAAAUCCUGUAUUAUGUUUAUGGAAGCCAUGGCUGCCUUAUUGGCCAGAAUUGACCCAGGUGCUGCUCACCUUCUAAACCCUGAAAUAAAGCAGCAAGCCAAGGCAAUUGCUGAUGAGUGGAAGCCUAAGUUGGCUAGUGCAGACACUGAUGCUCCCAAUGGAAAUUCAUUGGAAGCAGACGCAUUCUUGCAGCUUCUCUCAACUUUUAGAAUUGCUUCGGAGUUUGAUGAGGAAGAACUCUGCAAGCUUGUCCUUGUAGUUGCUCGCCGCAGGCAGGCACCUGAGCUCUGCCGUUCUCUUGGACUAACACACAAAAUGCCAGGUGUUAUUGAGACAUUGAUUAACAGUGGGAAACAAAUUGAAGCUGUGCGGUUUAUUCAUGCCUUUCAGCUGACUGAAAGUUUCCCCCCUGUUCCAUUACUAAAGACAUACUUGAAGGAUUCUAGGAGAAACUCCCAAGGAAAGGGUGCAAACACAGGUGGUGCUACUGGACAGGUUGAUGUAAAUGCACAAGAACUUGCAGCCCUCAAGGCUGUCAUAAGGUCUGUUGAAGAGUACAAGCUUGAAGCUGAAUACCCACUUGAUCCACUUCAGAAAAGGGUUGCCCAAUUAGUAAAAUCAAAGUCUGAUAAAAAGAGGGGUGCAGAUUUUGGCAAACAUCAACAGUCAAAGAAGCCAAGAGCAAAUGGAGGAUACCGUAGAUACCGUGGAGGUGCUGCCCCUGGAACUGCUGGUGGGCGGCAAGCUCCACCCGUCUUUGCUGAUAGGAUACCAUAUACUGGAAUGCCAGAGAGGUAUCCUCAUGCAGCUCCAAAUCCUUAUGAUUAUCAAGCUGCUAGCCACUCUGCUUAUGGCCAGCCAGCUACUGAUCAAAGAAUGUACUACUAUCCUCAGGAUGACAGGGUUACUGCUGGUUCAUAUGAUCCAGCUUCUUCUAACUAUAGCAAUUAUAUGGGCACUACUGGAAUGCGGUCUUCACAUCAACCAUAUAUGUAAUCUUGAAUGCCAAUUUUGUAAGAAAGCUCGUUAGAGAUGCUGUUGAUUGUAGUUUAAUGUUACUGUCAGGCUUAUAUGACCAAAAUGCGUUUAUUAACAAUGCAAUUCUAGUUCGAAAUGAAAAUCUUAACUAUGUAA
Messenger RNA from Jatropha curcas, 2681 nucleotides. RefSeq names its product FRIGIDA-like protein 3. Lineage: Eukaryota; Viridiplantae; Streptophyta; Magnoliopsida; Malpighiales; Euphorbiaceae. The record is from RefSeq and is a predicted model, not a curated record.